Messenger RNA from Columba livia (rock pigeon), 2382 nucleotides. It is a transcript of the gene LMOD3, whose product is annotated as leiomodin 3. The transcript is spliced from 3 exons. Bases 171 to 1880 code for a protein of 569 amino acids. Gene Ontology annotation, molecular function: actin binding; tropomyosin binding. Lineage: Eukaryota; Metazoa; Chordata; Aves; Columbiformes; Columbidae. Gene Ontology annotation, biological process: actin filament organization; muscle contraction; pointed-end actin filament capping. Gene Ontology annotation, cellular component: myofibril; striated muscle thin filament; cytoskeleton. The record is from RefSeq and is a predicted model, not a curated record.
AGUCGCGCAGUCUGUCUCCCACACUGAAACCAAGAGCUGCCACAGCUCAUGACCAAAGCAUGAAGUUGUCCAUUUAACUGAAUGAACUACUGCUAGUCAAGGGGGGAAAAAAAUCCUUUAAAAUUUGUCUUUCUAUUUAGGAAAGUAAUAGAGGAAGGAGAAGAAAGAACAUGUCUGAACUCAGCCAAAACUCAGAUGAAGAAGUGUGUCCUGAGGACAUCGAUGAAGAUGAAAUCCUGGCAAACCUGUCCCCUGAGGAGCUAAAGGAGCUGCAGUGUGAGAUGGAAGUCAUGGCCCCGGACCCCCAAGUCCCAACCGGGAUGAUACAGAAGGAUCAGACAGAGAAACCCCCUACCGGGAGCUUCGAUCACAGGUCCCUGGUUGACUACCUGUACUGGCAGAAGGCUUCCAGACGCAUGCUCGAGGACGAGAGAGUUCCCGUCACCCUUUUACCCUCUGAGAGAAGUGCUGCAGAGGAGAUGGAAGGAAAGGCCGGCGGCAGCGGCGAGGCGCACGGUGGAAGGGGGCCAGGAGCAGAGGGAAAAGAGAGACAUUACAAAAAUGAGCGUUUGUCCAACUCAGGAACACCAUGUGGGGAGACAAACAAAGGUGGAAGCGAUAAAGAGAGAGAGGAGGAGAAGGAGGAAGCAGCAGCAGAGGAGGAGGAGGAGGAAGAAGAUGAAGAUGAUGAUGAUGAAGAGGAAGAGGAAGAUGAGACUGAAUUGGAAACAAAGGAAACUGACACCAAUGAGAACCAUCACAGUGAUCAGAUAAGUAAGAAACCAGGUACUGAAUUGGGAAAAGUCACAGAAAAGCCAAAUGAAAAUGAGAAUAAAAUAUCAAAAUUAAACAUACCCAAAAAGUUAGCACUGGAUACCAGCUUCAUGAAGCUAAGUGCCAGGCCUUCGGGAAACCAAACAAAUUUAGAAGACAGUUUGCAGAAAGUUCGAAAAAACAACCCAGAUGUGAAAGAGGUCAAUCUGAACAACAUAGAAAAUGUCCCCAAAGAGAUGCUGAUAGAUUUUGUCAAUGCCAUGAAGAAGAAUAAGAACGUAAAAACGUUCAGUUUGGCCAAUGUGGGGGCUGAUGACAACGUGGCGUUCGCGUUGGCCAACAUGCUGCGGGAGAACAGGAGCAUCACCACGUUGAACAUCGAUUCCAAUUGCAUCUCUGGCAAAGGGAUCAUUGCCAUCAUGAGGUGCCUGCAGUACAACGAGACGCUGACAGAGCUCCGCUUCCACAACCAGCGCAGCAUGCUAGGCCACCAGGCAGAAAUGGAGAUCGCCAGGCUGCUGAAAGCCAAUGCCACCCUCCUUAAAAUGGGGUAUCACUUCGAACUGCCCGGCCCCAGGAUGGUGGUGACCAACCUGCUCAGCAGAAAUCUGGACAAGCAGAGGCAAAAGAGGCAGGAGGAGCAAAGGCAGCAGCAAAUGAAAGAGCAGAGGGAGUUGAUAGCGAUGCUGGAGAAUGGACUGGGGUUGCCUCCUGGCAUGUGGGAAAUGCUGGGGGGGCCACUGCCCCAGCCAGGGAUGCACAAACCCCCACAAGCCCCAAAGCCACCCGUCCCCACAGCUGUGUCUCUGAGCAAAAGGCAGGAGAGUGCAAGGCAACCAGCCCCCGAGCAGCCACUCAGAGAGAACCCCGUCAGCUUUAGAGUGGUCAAGCUGAAGAAGAUUCAGCGCAAACCCGCUGUGCCGGAGUACGUGGAACCUGCUGAGAAAACCAACCUUAAAGACGUCAUCAAAACGCUUAAACCAGUUCCCAGGAGAAGACCUCCUCCCCUUGUCGAAAUAACCCCAAGAGAUCAGCUACUAAAUGACAUCCGUCAGAGUAAUGUCGCUUAUCUUAAACCCGUGCCGUUGCCGAAGCAGCUGGAAUGAGAGACCAGACUGACUCAAAGAAAACAACUGGGAAUAAAGACUAUUCAAGUUUUGCAUACAACUGUUUCAGCAGAUGUUUUCUGCAGAGCCCAGGUGGUAUAUACGACUAUUUGGGAACAAAGCUUGAGAUACACACUCCUAGAAGUGUGGUGAAAACGGCUGGCAUUGGAAAAGUCAGUACGAAGCGUUUCCAUCAGGUAUCAAACAAUCCCGGUGUCAUCUGUCUGCCAAGUGGAUUUGAGGCUCCAGUUUGUUGUGGGAGUAUUUUCUCUGAGGCAUCAAUAACUUUGUCUUUCUAGUUUGUCAGCAAACUAUUUGUUUUCACGUUGUCCUUCUGCUGCCAGAUUCUGCAGGAACAUGCUGUGCUUUAUCUUAUCUUUCUUUUCACACACAUGCUCCUCUAUUAUUUUCUUGUCCAUGAGAAAUAUAUUUGAUUUCCAUGUAAACAGCUUCAUUUUUUAGGAUAAGGAAAGAAAAAUGAAAUAAAACUCUCUCCGUAAGA